GGCGCCGGCUCGGCGCUGGAGCAAGGCAGGAGUUCGCAGCGCGCUGCAGACUUGCACCACCGCGGCCCAGAAACGCUCGCUGUCCGCCCAUUCGGUCCCACUUGGCUGACUCGCUGCCCUUGCCGCCGCACCAUGGACGCCCCGAGCCAGGUUGUCAACUUUGGGCCCGGGCCCGCCAAGCUGCCGCGCUCGGUGUUGUUAGAGGUACAAAAAGAAUUAUUAGACUACAAAGGAGUUGGCAUUAGUGUUCUUGAAAUGAGUCACAGAUCAUCAGAUUUCGCCAAGAUUAUUAACAACACAGAGAAUCUUGUGCGGGAAUUGUUAGACGUUCCAGACAACUACAAGGUGAUUUUUCUGCAAGGAGGCGGGUGUGGCCAGUUCAGUGCUGUCCCCUUAAACCUGAUUGGCCUGAAAGCAGGAAGGUGUGCCGACUAUGUGGUGACAGGAGCUUGGUCGGCCAAGGCCGCAGAAGAAGCCAAGAAGUUUGGGACUGUGAAUGUCGUCCACCCUAAACUUGGGAGUUAUACGAAAAUUCCAGAUCCAAGCACCUGGAACCUCAACCCGGAUGCCUCCUAUGUAUAUUAUUGUGCAAAUGAGACCGUGCACGGCGUGGAGUUUGACUUUAUACCUGAUGUCAAGGGAGCAGUACUGGUUUGUGACAUGUCCUCAAACUUCCUGUCCAAGCCAGUGGAUGUUUCCAAGUUUGGUGUGAUUUUUGCUGGUGCCCAGAAGAAUGUUGGCUCUGCUGGGGUCACCGUGGUGAUCAUCCGCGAUGACCUGUUGGGCUUUGCCCUCAAAGAGUGCCCCUCGAUUCUGGAAUACAAGGUGCAGGCCGGAAACAGCUCCUUGUACAACACACCUCCGUGUUUCAGCAUCUAUGUCAUGGGCUUGGUCCUGGAGUGGAUUAAGAACAACGGUGGUGCCACAGCCAUGGAGAAGCUUAGUUCCAUCAAAUCUCAGAUGAUUUACGAGAUUAUUGAUAAUUCUCAAGGAUUCUACGUAUGUCCAGUGGAGCCCCCAAAUAGAAGCAGGAUGAAUAUUACAUUCCGCAUUGGCAGUGCCAAAGGAGAUGAUGCUUUAGAGAAAAGAUUUCUUGAUAAAGCUCUUGAACUCAGUAUGAUCUCCUUGAAAGGACAUAGGUCCGUGGGAGGCAUCCGGGCUUCUCUGUAUAACGCCGUCACAACUGAAGACGUUCAGAAGCUGGCCGCCUUCAUGAAAAAUUUCUUGGAGAUGCAUCAGCUAUGAAAACAUCCUAAUCAGUAUAUACUCUGCCCUUGAAUGACUUGCAAAAUUGAAGUCAUCUUGGGAAUAGCUACCAAAAGUUAACAAAUACGGUUAUUUUUCUCAAAUGAACAUGCUUAUUCUAGAUUAUUUUUUCAGAGAACAACAGCAAAACAUCCACAGCUCUGCAAAGCUAGGGAGACCUAAUCAUCUUAAUUCUGACUUGAACUGGAAGCAUUUUUAAAAUUUUCCUAUUGCUUUUCUAAUGAAUUCCAGCUUAUUUUGUCUUUGCUAUUGCUUUUUCUAGCUAGAGCUCAGUAUUCAAAUGCACCUGUGGACUUAAUAAUGCAAGUUGCAAUUAAUUAUUUCGGGAACUGUGGGAACACACAGCAUGGAGGGUAGGUGGGGCCCUCUAGGUGCUGAAUCUAGACAGCGGCCGUGGGGGGCCUCCUGGUUUCGGCAGCUGUUGCUUAAGAUCGACAUGGAUAAUUUGGUGAGCGUUUAGGAGUACCAGGUAAAAGGGCAAACUGCAGAUUUUUCUCAUAAAGAAAUAAAAAUGACUAUAUAUGAGAUCAUAUAGGUCUUUUUAAUACCAUAUACUUUAUAUUUCUAUGCAUUUAUAUUUCUAAUAAUAUGGUUCUCAGUAAUACCUGUAGAGAUUUUUAGAAUUUGUUAAAUCCUUGUGCAUUGUAGCAUUGCAUUAGCAACAGAUGUGCCCCUCCUUGGUCCUCCUAUCCUAUUUAAGCUGUUUCAUGGGUAAGAUCUAGAGAUUCUUGAUUAAUUUUUACUCUUCUUUCCCUAGGUAGAAGAGAAGGUUGGUUGGAUGGUUUGUUCUUCUUUUUUUAAAAAAAAAUUAUGCUAUUAAACUGAAAAUCUCUGUUAAACUGCCUUAUCUUUUGUUCACUCAACUGUUUCCUUUGUAGUGUUUGACAACAGUGAUACUUUGAGUUCUAGAUCUCUGCUGCAAAGUAUUUUCCCCUAUUGUCUAUCUGUUGUCAGUAUUUUAUGUUGAAUAUGUGAAGAACAUUAAAGUCCUAAAACAUCUCA
Lemur catta (Ring-tailed lemur) is the source of this 2268-nucleotide messenger RNA. RefSeq names its product phosphoserine aminotransferase 1 (gene PSAT1). The record is from RefSeq and is a predicted model, not a curated record. Gene Ontology annotation, cellular component: cytoplasm. Bases 133 to 1245 code for a protein of 370 amino acids. Lineage: Eukaryota; Metazoa; Chordata; Mammalia; Primates; Lemuridae. The transcript is spliced from 9 exons. Gene Ontology annotation, molecular function: O-phospho-L-serine:2-oxoglutarate transaminase activity; pyridoxal phosphate binding. Gene Ontology annotation, biological process: L-serine biosynthetic process.